UCGUGACCAAAGUGUCGGCCAACGUUUAUUUACAUCCAAGUUUGAUAAGCUGAUCACUUUGGCUGUCAUCUCAUGCGCGUCGCUGUAGAUGGGUUCUAGGGAAGAGAAGAAAGUUAUCAUAGUAGGAAAAUACUGCGUUGGGAAAACCGCCCUGAUAGAAAGUUUUACAACGAACAGAUUUAACGAGCUUUCAUCGUACGAACCCACAAUAGGGGCGGCGUUUGUGGCGAAGAAAGUGACCGUGGGUAAAAAAUACGUCACUCUUGGAAUAUGGGACACCGCAGGCUCAGAGCGGUUCGAAUCAAUGACUACGUUAUACUAUCGUGGAGCUGAAGCUGCCAUCAUUUGCUACGAUGUAUGCGACUACUCUAGCUUUGAAAAAGCCAAGUUUUACGCAACAGAAGUUCGCCAAAAUAACGAGAGUUGUGGGCUUUAUCUGUGCGGAACAAAGUGUGACUUGGUAAGUUUCGGCGGCAGAAAUAGAGAAGUUACCAGGGACGAGGCAGAGGAUUACGCCCAAAAAAUCAAUGCAAGGAAAGUAAUCGCGACGUCAAGUAAAACGGGAGAAAACGUCACCGAACUCUUCUCGAUGAUAGCAAAGGACUUGCUGAAGAAAAUACCAACAGAAAAUUCAGUACCUUCCCACCAGUUUGGAUUACAUGAACCCACACAAAACGCUAAACCAUUUUGUGGAUGUAAAGGAUGAGCAAGUUACAUCGUCACCAUGGAGACAUGAUUGUCUCAAGAGAGUAGAGGCCUCUUAACAUUGCUGUCCAGGGGGAGCUAAUGAGAACUUUGUCCUAAAGAUUAGAGUUGCUUGUUGCAGGCGUUUGCUCAUUUAAUAAAUGCGCGAUGGGAUCGACAGAGUGGAGCGAAACAAACUCGCU
Messenger RNA from Stylophora pistillata, 887 nucleotides. RefSeq names its product ras-related protein Rab-24. The record is from RefSeq and is a predicted model, not a curated record. Gene Ontology annotation, molecular function: GTPase activity; GTP binding. NCBI's taxonomy places the organism in Eukaryota, Metazoa, Cnidaria, Anthozoa, Scleractinia, Pocilloporidae.